AUGAGUAGUGGAGAUAGUGAGGAUACAUUACAGCUCUACAUAGGAAGAAAAUGUGGGAGAGAUAAUUCAGUAUGCAAUUGUCUUCCUAAACCCGGCGGAUUAGAAUCCUUCCUGACUUCUAAUCCUCUUAACGCUACAGGCUUUGUUGCCCUUACCCAUUCCAACAAGGGAAAAACAUUCACUCUACUCAAAAGUCUAGGUGAUGGUGAAGAGGAGCUAGGUGAGGAACUACAAGAUGGACCAAUCGGUGGUGUUAAGGAAGCCUCUGUUUUCUACUGGGAUGGUGACAAGGGUUUUCAGAAUCCACUCCUUAUUGAGGUUAAUAACGGAAUCAAGCCAACAUACUACCUGAAAUAUGAGGAUGAUGAACUAGAAGGACAUGCUAAUGAAAAGGUCUGGAAAAAACAUGACGGAGGAGGAAGAUCCUUACAGGCCUUAUUGGACGAAAGAAAUAUAGGCCGGAAUAACCGCUAUGCUCUCUAUCUGGAUGAGCCUAACAAGAAUCUUGGUUUGGAUUCCAAUGUUGCGAAGAAUAUAACUAUAGAACGCGUUGGUGAUUCACAAACUCUUCCUGGUACUAACUAUAGUGUUACAGGAUAUAAGCUAAAUAGUCAGAAUGGUACCAAGUUUUCCAUGGCCAUAUAUAAUAAGGACAAAGCUAACAUUCCUAUUCCAGAGAAUGCAACUGGUGAUUUUAAGGUUUAUUCGUCGCCAAGCCAUGCGGGUGGUAGCAUGCCUGUUAUGCUUUCAUUUAAACUACCCGAUGAAAAUUCCAGAUCGUUCUAUAGUACAAGUAAAGAUGGUAGGAACUGGACAGAAGUGGGUAAUGGUACUAAAUCCUAUGACGAUGAUAAUAUCCAACUCACAGAGGACAUUAUCAAAGACCUUGACAGAUUCAGUUGCCAAUACCGCGAAGAGGUCACCGUUGAUUUAUCUUCUUCUAGAAAUGGGUCCUACUGCUGCAAAGAGCAUGCAGAUAAGGAUAAGGGUGAUGGAAGAGUCUCGGUUGAGAGUGUGACAGUUCGUUGUAAAGAGUCUACUCAUCAAUCAUUCCCUAUUCCAUAUCACAAACAUUCUAUUUCUGGUAGUAAUUACAAGAUAGCUGAUAUAAGGUACCAUAGUGGUGGUAACACUAGUAGGAAGAAUAUAAAACUAAAUGGACUACAGUUUCCUCUUCCUGGCGUAGAAAGCAUCUCUGUAUUCCACUGUGGAGAUCUUCCAAAACUAAUAUACAUUGAAGGUGGAGUUUCUACUGUUAGUAAUAAGUGGUUCAAGCCAAAUGGUAGUGAUGAUAAACCUUGGACACCAGUUACAAGUCUCAAUAACAUAACACCAGGGAAUCUUAAUGCCACUACAGACCAUGUCAAAUAUAACCAACUUGUGGGUCUACUAAAGGAUGCCAAUUGUAGCAAUUAUCAAGAAUGUAGUACCGGUUCUGGAGUGAUGGUAUCCUAUGAUUCUACUCAAUCCCCAUCUCUAGACCAAACUGCUUGCGCUAAUGUUUGUGUUAAACUUAAAACAUCUGAGGAAGAAGAGAAAGCUGAAAUACGAUGUGAUGCUCAAGAUGCUGGAGGACAAAGCUCUGGUAGUGCUAGUUCAUCUAGUAGUGUGGUUACUGGGGCUACCAAUAACUCUACAGAUCUUGGACAGAAUGGAGUUCAACGUGAGGAAGUCCCAGCUGCUGAUCUAUCUGACCAGGUUCCUGAUACAGAGUCUGAGACCAAGAUUCUCCUACAAGGAACUCCAGUGGCCCAGAUGGCUGAGGAUGCUAUUGAUGGUGAAGAACUAUUGAAAGAUGUGACCAGUGCGUUGGUAGAACUUGGAAUAGAUGAAUCAACCAUAGCUAUUUUACUUGGACUGUUUGCUGGGGAUGCUCUUGGACAUAUACCUGAUGUUCUUCCUGAAGCUGCUGACAUGGUCGACAAGGUUCUUAAAUUUUUUACUUCUAAGCCUAAUGGUGGAAAUACUCAGUCUAUAGUUAGUUCUAUGGAUACUACUCUUACUGGACUGGAAGGUGAACAUUCUAGUCUAUCUAUUAGUAGUGAUACUCAAUCCUUACCUAGAAUUAUAGGUGGUUAUCUCUCUUCUAAACCCUUACUUUUGGAAGAAGAUAUACCUACUGCUCCUCUUGAGAUUUUAGUUGGUACUGAUAUUCCUCUGGUAGUAAAUGGUUCUCAACCAUUACUUGGUCAAGAAGGUGAACAAUCCCUUAUUAUUUCUGAAACUAAUACAGUUCCACCUGAUAAAGCUGGAGCUCCCCCCGUUGUUGUUCAUCAUUUCGCUGAACUUACAGAAGAUCUUCCUCAUGAACUUUCUAAAGAAGCCGAAUUUCAAGCUAUUAAAGACUCUUCUAGUCAUGAAACUGUUGGUCCUGAACCUCUUGUUGCCGGAGCUAAAACUUCAUAUUCUAUUCCUUCUCUUCAUACUUCUGUUCCAGGAUCUCCUACUGUUAUUAUUAACACUGAUGGAGAUAAAGCACUACAUUUUGAUGCUCCAGGUGGAGGAUCUUAUCGUAUCCUAGCUCCUGCCAGUGCUGAAGAACCUCUUUCUGGAUCUACUGAUUAUCUUGGUGAAAAUGAUGAAUAUGAUGCUCAAGAAGAGUCUGGAGCCGAACUUGAAGAAGAGGAUUGCCUUGAGAAAGUUAAAGGCCAUGAAGUGAGCGAAAAGGGUGAAAAAAAUCAAGGAACUAAAAUUGAUACUCAAGAAAAAGCUAAACUUGGACCUGAUGAAAAUGGUGCUAAAGGUGAAAAGGAUGCUGAACUUCAACCUUCUGCUGGUAAUAGAGCUGUAUUAGCCCCUAUUAUAGGAAGCAUACUCAGCAUAGUUAAAGAGACACUUUCUGGAGUUAACGAUAUUGCUAAAGAUGAAAAACUUCUAGGAAACUUGAUGGAAAUAGGGAAAACAGGGUCUGAUUUAACUGAUGCAGUUGGUAUAGAGGUUACAAAAGCAACUCUUAAACGGAUUGUAGAGGUUCUUAAAAAAGGUACUAACUCUACUCCUGGACUUUCUCAAGGUAUUCCUACUGAACAUGGUGCUCAUACUAGAGGUGGUGGAGGACUAGGCUCUGGUGCUGGUGAUCAAUCUCAUCCCCCUCCUGCUGGCCCAUCUAACCCAGUUACUACUACACCUGCUGCUCCUUCUGAACCUCCUGUUGAAGCUCCUGCUGCUCAAGCUGCUCAUGGAACUCCUUCUCAUGGAGGCUCUACAUUUUGGGAAUCUUAUAACAAAUCUAUCCCUACUGUUUUGACUGGAGUUGGUGCUGUUUCAGGUUCUCUUACUGGAUUUGGUUGGUGGAUGUUUAAACGUUCUAAAGGAGAUCCUUGGGUUAGACACGGAUAUCCUAUAGAGUUUUUAAAGAAUGUACCAUAUUGA
Molecule: messenger RNA, 3372 nt
Organism: Theileria equi strain WA
Lineage: Eukaryota; Apicomplexa; Aconoidasida; Piroplasmida; Theileriidae
Exons: 1
Coding region: 1-3372 (1123 amino acids)
Source: RefSeq, a predicted model, not a curated record